AUGGCUCCCCAACAUAUCACUUUCAUCGGCAUCGGCAACAUGGGCAAUGCUCUCGCGCAGACAUUGCACAAGGCCGGCCAUUCGACGACUAUCUUGAACAGAAAAAGGCACCGUCUCCAAGUCGACAAAGUCAUGGAACUCGGAGCCGAAUUGGAACAAGACGCCGAGAUUGCCAUCAGCCGCAGUGGAGGGCCGGUCAUGGUCUGCGUGCUCGACCACGACGCCAUCUACAAAGACCCUCGACAGGGUUCCAUCGUUUUGCCGGGAAAACAGUCGUCAACCUCACCAACGGCUCCAUUGUGCCUUGUAUCGAGCUCCUGA
Messenger RNA from Metarhizium brunneum ARSEF 3297, 321 nucleotides. RefSeq lists its product as uncharacterized. Gene Ontology annotation, molecular function: NADP binding. NCBI's taxonomy places the organism in Eukaryota, Fungi, Ascomycota, Sordariomycetes, Hypocreales, Clavicipitaceae. The record is from RefSeq and is a predicted model, not a curated record.